This is a messenger RNA of Pterocles gutturalis (yellow-throated sandgrouse), 3117 nucleotides long. It is a transcript of the gene CCDC150, whose product is annotated as coiled-coil domain containing 150. The transcript has 26 exons. Lineage: Eukaryota; Metazoa; Chordata; Aves; Pterocliformes; Pteroclidae. The record is from RefSeq and is a predicted model, not a curated record. The coding region runs from base 1 to 3117 and encodes 1038 amino acids.
AUGGUGCUGCAGCUGAGGAUGAGGGUGGUGGAGGAGCAAACCAGCGCGCUGGUGCGGGACCUGGAGGCGCUCGGCGGCGAUGGGCUGAGCCUCGAUCGCUACCAGUCAAAGACCUCAGGAACGCCUGCUGGCCACCCAGCUGUUAGCCCUGUGCAGGCCCGAGUGGCAUUUGUGGGAGAAAAUACACUGUGGAAAAACUGUGAAAAGCUGGUGAAUCGAAUGUGUCGGCUGGAGAGUGUUGUACAGACACUGAAAUUAAACAUCUUCCGGCUGCAAACAGAAAAGGAACGGAAUCCAAAGCAUACAGCCCAGUUGGAGCGGCGCCUGAAUGCAAUCCACGAGGAGCAUUUGCAAGAAAUGAAGAUUGUACAGCAAGAAGCAAUGAAGUUGCACCAACACCUAAGUGAUAUGAAAGAGGCUGAACAAAAGGCAAAAGAAGAAGUUCAGAGACUGAGUACUGCUCUGGAGAUUACAGCUGCAUCCAAGAUGGAUGUAGUGAUUGCAGCUGAGAAACUGAGGAACGCAAAACGGAAAAUUAACUGUAGACUUCAGCAGCUAACAGAACAGCUGUCCCAGGAAAUCAGGCUGCGGGAAUCUUUGGAGGAAUCCCAAGCAACUGUGAUGUGUCAUGUACAGGACAUGGAAACAACAGUAGAAGCAGAACGGAAGCAGGUACAUAUGUUACAGCAGGACUGCCAAGAGUUGCAUAAAGAUGUCCAGCUAGCCAGAGUGAGGCUGCAAGAGGAGGAGGAAAGAACUGCCCAACUGGAGCAACAGUGUACACAACUGAAAGCUGAGCUGGACUCCAGGAAUGGUAUAAUUUCCCAGCUUGAUGAAGAAGCAAAAAGUGCACAGCUGUCCUUUAGCAAACAACACAAAGAGAACCUGCAACUUCAGUCUAAAAUGACUGCCCUGCAAGAAACAGCAGAGAAAGUACAGGUCCUUAAUGACCACUUAAGCCAUCAAUGCUCAGAGCUCAGCACCACACUUCUAAGUGCUGUCAUGGAGAAUGCUAAACUCAUUUCAGACCAUCAGACCAUGCUUAAGGCAGAACAAGAAAAGACUCACAAGCUGCAAGAGCAGGACUCACUUCUGAAUGCUGUCCAUGCCAACUUUCUCGGAGAGCUGCAGAGUGUGCAGCAUGAGAGGGCUCAGCUUCAAAGAGAGCUGGAGGCCUUGCGUACAGAGCAUGGCAAAUACAGGCAGAAAGCAAGCUUUGCUGAGGAGGCAGCAACUGCACAGAGACAGCUUUUGGAAUGUAUGGUUGGUAAACUGCAAGGUGAACUUGAGACCGCUUUGCAAGAGAAAAGAUCUCUGCUGGCAGAAAAGGAAGAUCUUCAACAGGAGCUAAGGAAAACAGCAAAUGAAAUAAUACAGGAAAGGAACAAAUUGGAAGUAGAAAACACAGCAAGUGAGCUAGAAAUGGUUUCAAUGAAAUUCACUUUGCAAACACUAGAGAAAGAGAACAAGAGGCUAUUGGAUCGCUUGGCUGCCCUGGCACAUGAACAGGUGCUGGCAGAGCUGACUGAGAGCAAGAAUAAAUUGGCCUGUGAAAAAGGAAAACUUCAGACUGAAGUGCAAAUGCUGGAGGAAGAGCUGGUCACACAGAGGAUUCUGUUAAAUGCUGUAAAGAACAUGGGAGAAAAACUGGAGAAUAUAAUAGGCAUUCUCACUCCAAGAUCAUUGAAAACUGGAUGGUCUGCUGGGAUUAAUGAAGGAGCCUUUAAUGUGAUGGCAAACCUGCAGCACCGUCUGGACACAGCAAAGAAUGAGAACAGUAAGGUGACAGCUAUGCUGGAGUAUGUGUUAGCUUCUCGUAACAAGAUGCAAGCAGCUCUGGAUGCGGUCCAGACUGAGCUGCGACACAAGGACACUGAAAUCAGCAACCUCAGAAAAGACAAGAGACAGACUCAAGAGAAAAUACAGAGAUUAGAAACAGAACUGGAACAUUGCCAAGUCAAACUGGUUGCCAUGGAAAGGCGGAACAGCAUUCAGGUGGAGCCACUUUGUAAGGCACUAGAAAGUGCUAGAAGAGACAACAAGAAACUUGUUCUUCAUUUGGAAGAAGUUCUGCAGAUCAAUAAUACCCUGCAGAGCAAGCUGAUCCAAACUCAGUAUGAAAUGAAAAGUAAAGAAACUGAGCAUCAACAGCUGUCAGUCUGCAGGGAACAGUUAAUGGAAAGAGACAAAACUGAGGAAAAGAUGUAUGCUGAACAUAUAGGGUCUUUGAAGAAGCAGUUUCAAACUGAACAAGAAGCUUCCAGGAAAGCUGCCUGUCAAGAAUCUGCUGAGGUGAAGAAAGCCCUUGAAGAAUCCUCCUCCAAAUUGGCUGAAGUGUCCCUUACUAACAAGGAGCUGCGGCAGAAAGUAGUAGAGCUGGAAAAGUCUUUGUCCAGUUACAAGGAAAAGCUAAAAAGCCAAAGAGCUCAAGUUGGACAAUGCCUGGCCUGUAAUGCUAACACAGAAAAGGUAAAGGAGACUGAAUGUAAACUGAGGAAAAUGGAAGCAAUAAGAGAGGAGUAUCAAAAGAAGAAUUAUGAACAGAUGAGCUUGCUUGACCAGUUUCCUGAAGAGACUUGCUCUCCUAAAAUGUUUUUGGAAUUUCAUUCUUCUGUUAGCAAGACGCCAGCGUUGCCGAAAAACCAACAGGAAGUACAGGUGCAGAACAGGCAGCUGGAGACCCAGCUGGAAGUGGAACAAAGGCGAAGACAGCAGCUGGAUAGCAAAUGUCAGAAAUGGGAAAAAACAGUUAAACAUCUGAAAAAAUAUAAAGAGGAGACAGAAAAGAAAUUGAAGGAAGGCAGUAUAGAGUCAGAACAGCUGAGACUAGUCAGCAUUAGAAUAAUCACAGUUAGCUUAGAAGCAGCUCACCACUGGUUCAAAUCUAAGCUUGACAGCCUGCAGAUAGAAGUUGUGAAAAACCACCAGCCAAAGAACCCAAAAAGGAGUAAUGACAAAGAUUCUCCAAACAGUCAUCAGCUUCAUAAAAUGUUGUAUCUUUUCCCAGGAGAAAAAGCAAGAAGAGCAUCCCACUCACACCUCCCUGGCCAGCAGGGCCAGGCCCCAGCACUUCCAGCUCAGCCCCAGGAAGGCCCAUGUGAGCUGGGCAGGAAAUGA